CCACUCUCUUUUUCUUCUUCUUCAUUUUGAGAUAAAUGUCGAAGCCUUGGUAUAAAAAUUACAAACCUUUGCAAGAAUGGCAGUACUUGAAGGUUAAAAUUUGGUCUGACGAAGAUCUUGACGUGCAAGUCACCGAACUCUCCUUUCGAAUGAGUAUUCAACAAGCAUUAGAGACGAUCUUUGGACGCGUUGGUGCCUCUUGUUACAUUAAUAUCUUGGACUGGAGCCAAUAUCACAACGAGGGCAUUAUCAAGGUGAAACAAAGUGAAUUAACAACAGUUUGGUCUGCCAUGUUGACUCACCAAUUCACCAUUGCAAAUAAACUUUGCACCCUGGAUAUCAUUUCUUCCUCUGCUCACUUGAUCAGUCUAGCAAAUUAAAAUACCUCCGUUUUUUUUUUAUUGUACAUAUCAAAUAAAUUUUAUUUUAUUAAUUUAAAAAAG
This is a messenger RNA of Mucor mucedo, 443 nucleotides long. RefSeq lists its product as uncharacterized. NCBI's taxonomy places the organism in Eukaryota, Fungi, Mucoromycota, Mucoromycetes, Mucorales, Mucoraceae. Bases 36 to 380 code for a protein of 114 amino acids. The record is from RefSeq and is a predicted model, not a curated record. The transcript has 3 exons.